AUGCUGGCAGGCGAGGAUGAGUACUGGUGGAGAGGCACCAAACAGAUGAUGGGGAGUAGAGGUGUGGUUGUAGAUUGGGAUUGCUUCAAGAGAGUUUUCUUGGAGAUGUAUUUCCCGGACAGUGUUAGAUACGCUAAGGAGGCGGUGUUUAUAAGAUUGCAGCAGGGGAGCCUGUCUGUAUCAGAGUAUGCUAUGAGGUUUGAGCAUUUGGUUCGUUUCUACUCUCAGGCCAUAUCUGAGGCUUGGCCAUGUAGGAAGUUUGCAGAGGGGUUGGGGCAUGAGCUGAAGAGGGUCAUAGGCCCUAUGUCCAUAGAGGAGUUUCCUGCCUUGGUCCAGAAGGCAAAGACUAUUGAGAGAUUGGAGGGUGGUGGUAGCAGCGGCAAGGCUGCUAGAGUUCAAGAGGGAUCAUAUGGAUCCAAGAGGGGAGACCAGCAGAGGGGACCCUAUGACAGACAUGUUCAGUCUUAG
Molecule: messenger RNA, 468 nt
Organism: Cajanus cajan (pigeon pea)
Lineage: Eukaryota; Viridiplantae; Streptophyta; Magnoliopsida; Fabales; Fabaceae
Source: RefSeq, a predicted model, not a curated record